Messenger RNA from Zootermopsis nevadensis, 1102 nucleotides. RefSeq names its product mitochondrial ribosomal protein L14 (gene mRpL14). The record is from RefSeq and is a predicted model, not a curated record. Gene Ontology annotation, cellular component: mitochondrion; ribosome. NCBI's taxonomy places the organism in Eukaryota, Metazoa, Arthropoda, Insecta, Blattodea, Termopsidae. Gene Ontology annotation, biological process: translation. Gene Ontology annotation, molecular function: structural constituent of ribosome.
UUCAUUUCACUCUUAGUAGUAGCUUAUUCUUAUAAGAAACGAUUCCUAGCAGUAAUUUUACUAUCAUAAGUUGAUUUAGCCAAAUUCAGAGUUAACACAGUUUUUUUAUUCCGGUACUGAGAUUUUCGUCUGUGAUUGUGCAGUUUUUGUAUGGGUAACAGGGUGUAUGGGCAUAGCCAACAAAUAGCUGUAAAUUACCCAUAGUGUGGGAAAAUCGUCUCACAUAACAUAAACGUAUACUGCCUCGUCUGUCACCACAGAAAAUACGACUAUGUUUAAAACACGUUUGUAUUUCGUUGCCGUUGGUUAUGUAGAAAAGCAAGUUUGAAGUGUGGGAAUUCGUAUGUUGGUAUCAGCUGUUUUAUGGAAUGGCUUGUGAUGAAAUGACAUGGCUUUAAGUAUGUGGAGAAAAUUACCAAAGCUGAUGUGUGUGGGGCAUGGUUUUCACACGUCUCCUGCUUACAGUCAUAUCAUCAAACUAACUCGGUUACGAGUUGUAGAUAACAGUGAGAUAGGAAAACGUGCAAUGGCUGAGGGAAAGCCACCUAAAUGCAUUCAUGUCUACAACAAAAAGGGCGUUGGAACAAUUGGCGACAAGGUCUUGCUUGCCAUAAAGGGUGAGAAAAAGAAAGCAAUCAUUGUUGGUGUUAAGCAGAAUCAGCCGGCAUUAAGUCCUAAAUUUGACAGCAAUAAUGUGGUGCUCGUUGAUGAUAAUGGAACUCCGCUUGGGACUAGGAUUCACGUUCCAAUUCCUCAGGUUCUCCGAACCAUACUGAAAGAGAAGAAUGUGGUUAAAGGUGCUGAUUAUACUAAACUUAUAGCCUUAGCUUCACGGUUUGUGUAAGAGUGAAGAUUGUAUAUUCUUUUGCUAAGUACAGUCUUUGUAAUGAAGAAUAAUUUACUUGUUUUACACGGCUUGUAAAAUGAAUCACAUAAGUGACUUAAUUCAUGUGUUUCAUUUAAAUUGCAGUUGGUGUUUUGAAACUUUGUUUUUUAGUUAAUUACAGGAUGACUAGUGAAAGGACAUUAAAAAUGUGUAGUCGUAUGUAAUUUCAUCUUAUAUCUGAAAGUUAUACAUUAAACUUCAGCCUUCAGAGCAAAA